GGGUGUCGGUGAAGAUGGCGCUGAGGCGGGCGUACUCCAUCAAGGACAAGCUGCAAGCCAUCGAGCGGGUGAAGAAGGGCGAGCGGCAGGCGUCGGUGUGCCGGGCUUUCGGGGUGCCGGGGGGGACGCUGCGGGGUUGGUUGAAGGACGAGGCGAAGCUGCGUUGGUUCUUGGAGCAGCUGGGGGGGGAGGUGGGCACCCAACGCAAGAAGAUGAGGUUGGCCAACGAGGAAGAGAUCGACCGAGCCGUCUACGCUUGGUUCCUCGCCCUCCGGCAGCACGGCGUCCCCCUCUCCGGACCCCUCAUCCAAGCCCAAGCUGAAGCUUUCGCCCGGCAGAUCUACGGCCCCGAGUGUACCUUCAAGGCCAGCCACGGUUGGUUCUGGCGCUGGCAGAAGCGCCACGGCAUCUCCAGCCAACGCAUCUACGGCGAGGGCGGCCUCCCCGGCGCCGAGCACGAGCGGGCGCCCGCCGCCCGCCCCGAGCCGCCGCCGACCCCAGCCGCCGACGCCGGGGGCUACGGCGAUGAGCAGAUCUACAACGCCAACGUCACCGGGCUCUACUGGAAGCUGCUGCCCGGGCAGGCGGCGCGACGGCGGCCGGCUCCUCGCCAACGGGUCACCGUGCUGCUGGCCGCCAACUUGACCGGCUCCCACAAGCUGAAGCCUUUGGUGGUCGGCGGCCUCCGCGACCCCCCCAGCCUCCGCCACCACAACCAGGACAAAUUCCCCGCUUGCUAUCGUUACAGCCCCGAGGCCGGGUUGGGGCUGGCUCUCCUCAGGGCUUGGUUCUUCGAGGACUUCGUGCCGGGCGUCAAACGGUACCUGCGGCGGAGCUGCUUGCAGCAGAAGGCCGUGUUGUUGCUCAGCUCCCCGACGCCGCCCGCCGGGGGCGGCCCCGAGGAGCUCCCCCAGCUGCAGACUCCCGACGGCUCCAUCCGCGCUCUCUUCCUCUCCAAGGGCCCGACCGGGAGCGGCUCGGCCGGAGGGGGCGGCCGAAUCCCGGCCCCGUUGGAGCAAGGGGUGGUGUCCGCCUUCAAGCAGCUCUACAAACGGGAGCUGCUGCGCUUGGCCGUCUCGUGCGCGGCCGGGGGCGGCAGCGCCGGCGGCCCCGUGGACUUCGUGCGGUCCUUUCUCCUCAAGGACAUGCUCUACUUGGCCGGCCUCUCCUGGGACCUCAUCCCCCCCGGCGCCAUCGAGAAGUGCUGGCUGCUGGGGCUGCGCGCCGCCUUCGAGCCCCAGCCUGGGGAGGAAGAGCGAGGAGACCGGCCAGCCGGGGAGGAAGGCUGCGGGGACAGCAAAGUCUUCAGCGACUUGACCCACCUGGCCGCGUUGGCCUACAAGCGCCUGGCUCCCGAGGAGGUGGCCGACUGGCUGCACUUGGAUGACACGGCCCCGGGUACGGGAGAGGACGAUGGGGAUGAGGACGCCGAGGAGGAAGGCUCCGGAGGCUGUGGGGUGGAGGAGGAGGAGGAGGAGGAGGAGGAAGAAACGGUUGCCGGAGAUGGGGCUGGUGGAGGGGACAGUGGGGCUGGCGGGCUUGGGGAAGAGGGUCCCCCUUUGCUGCCCACGGCCCGGGAAGCCAUCAGAGGGCUGGAGACGGCGCUGCGCUGGCUGGAGGGCCAGGACCCACGGCAAGUGGGGCCGCUGAAGCUGGUGCAGCUCCGCUCCCUCAUCAGCAUGGCCCAGCGGCUGCACCGCGGCGGCAGCCCCGAUCCCUAGGGCAGGGGCGGCCGGCCGGCCACCCGGCGGCUACCGACCGCCUCGCCUCCCCGGGGACACCCGUGGGGGUUGGGGACACCCCGUUUGUCCUGGCAGGGCUGGCAGCGGGGGUGCCGGCUCCCCUCCGUCACGGGCAGCUGAGGAGGCCCAGACACCCGUGGGUUACCGUGGCUGCAGGGGAGUGGGGGGGGAGUCACAGUUUAGGGCUAACGGGGGUUUUUUUUUAAGCGACGCCCCCCAUCCGUCGCAUAUUCGAGGGUCGUUCCUCACCCUGAGUUGAUUUAGGAGGCGCUGGUUUUUAAUCCCGGUGAGACUGAGCAGGACGGUCCCGGGGUAAGGCGGGCACCGCGAGGACGGGGUGGGCGGCGUCCGUGCUGCCCCCACGGGGAGAUGGGGUGACGGAGGGACCCCCGAGGAGCCGGGGCCGUGGGGCAAGGGGAUGGCGACACCCUCCCCGCUGCCAAAACGGUUUCCUGUGAAACCGGGGAGAUUUGGGGCUGCUUUAACGAUACUUUUUUUCAUGCACUGGAUUGGCACAGGGGACACGGGGGGGGGGCUACCGGCAAGCCGCAGAUCCCCUGGUGAGGGUCGCCAGCAGCCCUCCCGUGACAGCACGGCAGCACCCGGACCACCGAGACCUGCUGAACACGUACCAUCAAAAAAAAAAAACACCCAAGUUUUGGGGUCCAGGCUCCUGAUUUACCCCGUUUCUUGUGUGAGAUGGGAGCAGGAACGGCCCCUGGAGCUGUCGUGAAAUACCGGAGGCGUCGGAUGUGAAUUAAGCAGCUCUUUCCUCGACCCGGUUUGGAGAAAAUUUUAGCCAAAUGAUUGAAAAAAAGGAACAACGGCAACAAAAAAUACUCAAGCUGACGUGACCCCGUGUCAGCAGGCGGGAUGGGUGUUUUUACUUGUCGGGUCUUUGUCUCACGAGUUCAGAGUUUAUGGAGAUUAAAUGGAUUUUUAUUCCCGCUC
This is a messenger RNA of Oxyura jamaicensis (ruddy duck), 2693 nucleotides long. RefSeq names its product tigger transposable element derived 5 (gene TIGD5). Gene Ontology annotation, molecular function: DNA binding. Gene Ontology annotation, cellular component: nucleus. The record is from RefSeq and is a predicted model, not a curated record. Bases 15 to 1721 code for a protein of 568 amino acids. Lineage: Eukaryota; Metazoa; Chordata; Aves; Anseriformes; Anatidae. The transcript has 2 exons.